AUGGACGAAGAGGAAGAUGGCUUCGUCCUCGUGCCACGGCAUUUCGAAGAUGACAACUACCCAUCCUACCUGUCGGACAUUGAGCAGGUCGUCCUCCGCUUAGACGACCCCUCAUGGACUCUCAACUGCUACCUCCACGAUAAUCCCGAACUUGGCUUCGCCGAGCACAAGGCCCACGAUGCCUUGACCAAGUUCAUGGGUUCCCACGCUGGCUGGAAGAUCACCCCUUCGGCCUAUGGCAUGGACACGGCCUGGGUCGCCGAAUACGACACCCGCAGGCCUGGGCCUGUCAUCGCGUUCAACGCAGAAAUGGAUGCGCUCCCGAACCUUGGCCAUGCGUGCGGCCACAACCUCAUAGCCGUCGCUUCGGUGACAGCAGGCAUCGCGACGGCAGAGACUCUACAAAGGCACAAGAUUGGCGGCAAAGUUCUCGUUAUAGGGACACCAGCGGAAGAAGGAGGCGGCGGCGGCAAAAUCAAAUGCCUCGAGGCCGGGGCGUACGACAACGUUGACGUGGCCAUCAUCUCGCACCCGGGGAUCCUGAACAAUAGCCCCAUGGUGAGGACCACUGCGUACACACAUCUCGACGUGUCGUACCGCGGUCGCGCCGCUCAUGCCGCCAACAGCCCCUGGAGUGGCAUAAACGCGCUGGAUGCCCUCAUUGUGGCGUAUAAUGCUGUCUCGGUGCUUCGGCAACAGACGCAUCCCGACGACAUUAUUGGCCUACAGAUCACGGACGGCGGGAACAAGCCGAACGUGAUUCACGCGCACGCUGCUGGUGUUGCUGUUCUCCGAGCCACGAGCUCGCAUCGCUUGCAAGAGCUUCGGCGUAAGGUCAUAGCGUGUUUUCAAGCUGGUGCUGAGGCCACUGGCGCCCAGGUCCACAUUGAGGAGACGCCAGGGUACAAGGACCACGUCCCGAAUCGCGUGCUGGCAGCAUCCUACGCAAGAUACUGGAGAGCGAUGCCAGACGCCCCUGAUCCGCCGCUGCCGCCCCCUGGGCAGUAUACCUGGGUCAAGGCCAGCACAGACCAGGGGAACCUGAGCUACGCGCUGCCGAGUAUGAAUGUCAGCUUUGCCAUUCCCCCAGGCGAGAAGGGCGGACAGCCGCACAGUCCCGAUUUUGCAAAGGCGUCUCGCACCCGAGGCGCCUUUCAGCGAGCUAUGAGGGUUGCUAAGGCGAUGGCAGGGACCGCGAUGGAUGUAUGUGCGACGCCUGGACUGCUUGGGGAUGUGCAGGCGCAGUGGAGACGUGAUAUGGCUUCUAUGGCUGGUCAAGAGGAGUCUCCUGGGAACGCUGCGUCCAUGGCAUAG
This is a messenger RNA of Emericellopsis atlantica, 1314 nucleotides long. RefSeq names its product amidohydrolase family protein. The record is from RefSeq and is a predicted model, not a curated record. The transcript has 2 exons. Lineage: Eukaryota; Fungi; Ascomycota; Sordariomycetes; Hypocreales; Bionectriaceae. The coding region runs from base 1 to 1314 and encodes 437 amino acids. Gene Ontology annotation, molecular function: dipeptidase activity.